Molecule: messenger RNA, 650 nt
Organism: Ruditapes philippinarum (Manila clam)
Lineage: Eukaryota; Metazoa; Mollusca; Bivalvia; Venerida; Veneridae
Product: apolipoprotein D-like
Exons: 5
Coding region: 72-650 (192 amino acids)
Source: RefSeq, a predicted model, not a curated record
UUUCUUUAUAAAUGAAGACAAAACAUUUACACAGUGUUUAAGCAGAACAAUAGUAAGAACAAAUAACAAACAUGAAGACAUUAGCUCUAAUUCAGGUAUUAACGAUCUGUGUCACUCAGGGUUUUCUCUUAUCAUCUGGCGAGCCAUGCCAAAACCCUCCGGUUGCAGCCAACUUCACAGCCAACGGUUACCAAGGUCUCUGGUACGAAAUAGGGAAAAUGCAGACUGCGGGUGGUGCUGCUUUUGAAAAAGAUUGCGUGUGCACGACAAUUGAUAUAAGCCCAGUGAAAGGCGCUACAAACGGUGACUCUACGGCAAUCAACAGCUGCAGAAAGUUAGCGCCAUCCGGGGACUUCUUAAAUGCGACAGGUAAUUUGGUGAACGAAGCCGUUCCUGGACACUGGAAAGAGAGGUUCUUUCCAUUUACUCCAAAGGCUGACUACAGGAUUAUCUACCUUGACGACCAUCUUGCUAUAGAGUAUGAUUGUACAAGUGUUCUAUGGAUGACCAACUACUGUGUUCACCUCCUCGCUAGAACACCGUCAAUCAGUGACACGGAUGAAAAGAUGCUGCUUGAUUUUGCUAAUAACUUAGACCUUAAUAAACAAAACGUUCCAUAUCAGAAAACAAAACAAGAUGGAUGCUGGUGA